AUGCUCGCUAUCACCCGUCAUGCCGCGUAUGCGGCGAUUGUUCUGGCACUAAUUCUGCCCAGCGCCCUUGCCACCUUGACCACAACAAAGGCCACUCCAGCUACGCAGACGCUGAGGCAACCCAACUUUCCCGGGAAUCCGUACGGUAUGUAUCGUCCUCGUGACUGUGUGGCAAAUUCGAGCUACACCUGCGCAGAGACAUGCUCUUGGAGAGGAGACCGGAGAGGUAUCCACCCCGAUGCUGCCUGGUUGCGAUGCACCAUCUACACAGAUCAGGUGAAAUGGCCAAGAAAAGCCACCAUCUGUGAGGACUACAGAGAGUGCUUCGCCAAGAGUCCCUCCUGCAGUCGAAUAACACCCAGGUGCAUGAGGUUGACAAUCUGCGAAUUCCACUUUUUCGCUCCGAUGUGCUCUUCCACUUCGGUGUAUCAGUGGCUGCCGACACGGAGUCAGACAUGGAAGGGGUUUGGGAAGGGUGCCACGACCGCUUCGAUUGAUAGAUUUGGGGGUGACCUUGUGGGCACUGAUGGUGGUAAUGGUGGUGUGUCUCGGAGCGUGGUUCUGAGUGCUGGAUAUCAGAGCUUCAAGACGUCUACGACUGCGUCCACUACAUCCACGGGGAGGAAGAGCGGCCCACCAGGGAUCGGUGUAGCUAAGGAGACAUUGCUGCAGGGUGCUCAACCGUUGUGGGACCCGAAUACCAGGAGGCAAGAUGUCUAUGCAAUUUAUUACGACAACUGUUCUCGCCUACCGACCUCGGGAGCAGCAGAUUCUUAG
Messenger RNA from Podospora bellae-mahoneyi, 777 nucleotides. RefSeq lists its product as uncharacterized. NCBI's taxonomy places the organism in Eukaryota, Fungi, Ascomycota, Sordariomycetes, Sordariales, Podosporaceae. The record is from RefSeq and is a predicted model, not a curated record. Bases 1 to 777 code for a protein of 258 amino acids. The transcript has a single exon.